Molecule: messenger RNA, 1542 nt
Organism: Acaulospora colombiana
Lineage: Eukaryota; Fungi; Glomeromycota; Glomeromycetes; Diversisporales; Acaulosporaceae
Source: the annotation of a GenBank genome assembly
AUGGAAAGUAAAGGUGUCUCUCUUGGAGACUCGAUGGACAUAGAUUCGACAGAGAAUAUCACUACCACACCUGAAGUACAGUCUACUGAUACUCCUACUUCUCGAACAAAAAAAAAAUCAAAAUGGGAAUCCGAAAGUGAUAAAGAAGAGUCUGAAAGCGAACGUAAGAUUAGCAAAAGAAAACGAAAUAGAAAAGCAUUGAGAUCAAGCAUUGAUUCUGAUGAACAUAGCUCACAACCGGAUCUAACAACCGAGGGAGUUAAAAGGUUGAAAGUAUCACAGGAUGGACAGAAAUCAAAGACUCCCUCAAUUUAUUCAGGUUCACCCGUUGUCGAACCAACGAAUGAAAUAAUUGAGAUUUCCUCUCCAUCAGCCAAUGUUGAAACAUCAACUCCGCAGCCAGACGUAGAUAAAAUAACUAGUUCCAUACCAACUCAAAGGCCGCCUAUGAUUUCUGGGUGCCGAAGUGUAGAUAAUUAUGAAAAGCUGAAUAGGAUCGAAGAAGGUGCCUAUGGGGUUGUUUUUCGCGCGCGAGAUAAGGUCACAGGUGAAAUUGUGGCAUUGAAAAAAUUAAAACUAGACAAGGAAAAAAAUGGGUUUCCUAUUACUUCUCUACGUGAAGUGGACAUUUUACGCUUUUUGCGCCUGGAAAAACAUCCAAAUAUUGUAAAUGUUAGGGAGCUUGUAGUCGGCGAUACAUUAACUCAAAUCUUUAUUGUUAUGGAUUUUGUCGAACAUGAUCUGAAAAGUCUAAUGGAAGACAUGCAAAGUCCGUUCUUACAAUCUGAAGUUAAAACGAUAAUGUUGCAACUCUUAUCUGCUGUCGCGAAGUUGCAUGACAAUUGGAUCGUUCAUCGCGAUUUGAAGACUUCAAAUCUACUAUUAAAUAACCGAGGCCAAAUCAAAGUGGCAGAUUUUGGUCUGGCAAGAAAGUAUGGUAGUCCAUUAGGUUCAAUGACAGGGUUGGUUGUGACGCUGUGGUACCGAGCACCAGAGCUAUUACUGGGGAUUAAAGAAUAUUCGACCGCUGUAGAUAUGUGGUCAGUUGGUUGUAUAUUUGGCGAAUUAGUUAAUAAGGAACCAUUGUUGCCUGGACGUGCGGAGGUUGAUCAAUUAGACAAGAUCUUUAAAUUGUUAGGAACACCUAAUGAGAAGAUAUGGCCAGGAUUUUCAAAGUUGCCUCAUGCCAAGAAUAUACCAUAUUCUAAGCAAUAUCACAACACGCUACGGAGUCGAUUUACAUAUUUAACAGAGAACGGUAUUAACUUAAUGUCAAAAUUAUUAACCUACGAUCCUGCAAAAAGGAUCACCGCUGAAGAAGCAUUAAAACAUCCUUAUUUCUUUGAAAGUCCAUUACCUAAAGACCCCGAAAUGUUCCCAACGUGGCCAUCAAAAGGUGGAGGUGAAAGGCGCAAAUCUUUCAUCAGUCCAUCAGCGCCCAAGGCUGCGCAUGGGGCAGGGGAGUUGGAUGAAGACGAUCAAGCAUUAUUAGGAUCUAUCUUUGAAAACCAAGGAGGAAAUGAUUACGGAUUUAGACUCAAG